Molecule: messenger RNA, 1467 nt
Organism: Cutaneotrichosporon oleaginosum
Lineage: Eukaryota; Fungi; Basidiomycota; Tremellomycetes; Trichosporonales; Trichosporonaceae
Biological process (GO): protein folding; response to endoplasmic reticulum stress
Cellular component (GO): endoplasmic reticulum
Molecular function (GO): protein disulfide isomerase activity
Source: RefSeq, a predicted model, not a curated record
AUGAGGCUCUCAGCUCUCCUCGCCCUCCUCCCCGCCAUCGCAGGCGUCUUCGCCAGCGACGUCCUCGACCUCAACCAGGAGACCUUCAUGUCCGAGGUCUACGAUGAGGACCUUGCCCUCGUCGAGUUCUUCGCUCCCUGGUGUGGCCACUGCAAAAACCUCGCUCCCCAUUACGAGGAGGCCGCCACGACGCUCAAGGGCGAGAACAUCAAGCUCGCAAAGGUCGACUGCACCAAGGAGGAGACGGUGUGCAAGCAGUACGAUGUCCAGGGCUACCCCACCCUCAAGGUGUUCCGCAAGGGCGAGCCGACCAACUACAACGGCCCCCGUGAGGCCGAGGGCAUCAUCGCGUACAUGCGCAAGCAGGCCCUCCCUGCCGUCUCGGUCCUUACCACCGAGAACCACGACGAGUUCACCACCAAGGACAAUGUCGUCCUAAUCGCGUACGGCGACGACGCGCACCCCGUCCCCGAGGCGUUCUCGCAGUUCGCCGACGUGGCGCGCGAGAACUUCCUCUUCGGCAAGGUCGAGGGCUCGUCGCUCCCCGAGCUGCCGAAGGGCACCAAGCUCCCCGCGCUUGUGCUGUACAAGAAGUUUGACGAGGGCAAGGUGGUCUACGACGACGACUUUGCCAAGGACAACCUGGGCGACCUGAUGGGCUGGGCGAACGCGCAGUCGGUGCCGCUCUUCGACGAGAUCGGCCCGAAGAACUUUGCAAAGUACGCCGAGUCGGGGCUCCCGCUCGGCUUCCUCUUUAUGGACCCUAAGGACGAGGCGACGCGCGACCAGAUCCGCAAGGACUCGGCCGAGCUCUUCAAGGCGAACCGGGGCAAGCUGAACUUUGUGUGGAUUGACGGCGACAAGUUUGGCGAGUACGGCAAGUCGCUUGGCGUCGCGCCCGAGUCGCAGCCCGGCUUUGUCAUCCAGAACCUCCAAGAGCAGACCAAGUACCUGAUGCCCGAGGCGUUCAACGCCAAGUCGCUCGAAAAGUUUGUCACGGCGUUCGUGGCUGGCGACGUCGCGCCGCACGUCAAGUCGCAGCCCGUGCCCGCGUCCCAAGACGGGCCGGUGUACAAGCUCACGACGCUGGGCUGGGACCAGCUGUUUGAGCAGACGGACAAGGACAUCUUUGUCGAGUUCUACGCGCCAUGGUGUGGCCACUGCCAGCGCCUCGCGCCCGUGUGGGACACGCUCGGCGAGAGCUACAAGGGCUCGAACGUCGUCAUCGCCCAGAUGGACGCGACGGAGAACGACCUCCCCGCCGGCCUGCCCUUCCGCGUCGAGGGCUUCCCCACGCUCAAGUUCCGCGCCGCCGGCUCGCACGAGUUUGUCGAGUACGAGGGCGACCGCUCGCUCGAGAGCCUCACCGAGUUCAUCGAGGCCAACAGCAAGGCACCCAAGGUCGAGAAGAAGGCCGACGAGGCCGACGCCGAGGACGAGGCCCACUCGAAGCGCGACGAGCUUUAA